UUUCUAAUCCGAGAUAUACAAUCAUCGUACAACUCCUGUAUGAAAUUCAAGGAAUCUCUGUACUUUUUCUUCGGUCUUGAUUAAAACCUUCUCCGCUGAAAAUGAAUAAGAGAGCUCUUUACUUGGAAACCUGAGAAUUGUUUUUAGCCUUGAAUAGACAUCAGUGAUUCUGAUUGUUGCCCUGUCAACUGCUAAAAGGGUUAGUUUUGAGAGACUGGAAAAAAAAUAUGGAAAGAGAGGAUAAAGAGCUGGAAGAUGAAAUCAAGGUAGCUGGAAAUGCACUUCUUUCACCUCCAUCUUCUGUUUCACAGCUCCUUCUUUUGCUUGAGAAACUUGAGAAUUGUCUAAUGAGAAUGGAUCAAUCUCCUUCCAACUCAAUGCAAAGGGCAGCGGACCUUGCAAUGAAAGCACUAAUGAACAAAGAACUUCUGAGUCAUUCGGAUGUUGAUGUGAAAGUUUCUGUUGCUUUGUGCUUCAGUCAGAUUUUGAGAAUAACAGCACCAAUUUUUUCUUAUGAUGAUGAACAAAUGCAGGUAAUUUUACAGCUGAUUGUAGCAUCAUUUGAAAAUAUAUCUGACACCUCAAGCCCUUCAUACCAUAAAAGAGUUUUGAUUCUAGAAAAGUUUGCAAAUGUCAGAUCAUGCCUUUUGAUGGUGGAUCGUAAAUGUUAUUCCUUGAUUAUGGAGAUGUUUAAGCAUUUUUUGACAAAUAUAAGGGAACACCAUCCUGACAUUGUAUUUUCAUCUAUGGGAUUAAUUAUGAUAAUAAUCUUAGAUGAAAUUAAAGAGAUCCCAUUGGAGAUUGUCAACCUCUUUUUGGACUUUAUAAGAAAUAGAAACCAGGAUGUUUUGCCUAUUGCACAAAAGCUAGGAGAGAGAAUAUUUGAAAACUGUGGAUCAAAGCUUGCUCCCUACGUGCCUCAGGCAAAUUAUUGUGGCCAGAAGCGUAGUAGGGACAAGCUGCAGGAUUCAAGAAGUCAUACUGAGGUUGCUCUAGUUGUGAAGAAGGAAAAUGAUGGAAAAGAAGGCUGUGGAUAUCAGGGUUUUGAAGAGGAGAAUAGAGAGGAAGACAAAAACACCAAGGAGAAGGAUUUUAAAGAGAAAAUACUUCAAGAGGAAGAUGAAAAUUUCCAAAGGGAGGUUAUGAAACAGAAGAGAAGCAGAAAACUGGUCAAACCAAACAACAAGCCUGUUGUAAAGGAGAAAAAUGAUGGAGAAGAAGGCAGCAAAAAGCAGGUUUUUGGAGAGGAGAAUAGUGGGGAAGGUAGAAAGGAGAAAAUUGAUAGAGGAGAGGGCUGUAAAGAACAGGGUUUUCAAGAGGAAUACCACAAUAAGGAAGGCAAGAAGAUCAGAAGGAAGGCUUUCAACAAGAAGAAACGUCAAAAGGAAGGUAUAGUUUUCCAAGGGGAGGAGACUGUGAAAGAGAAGGGAACCAGAGAAAGAGUAAGAGAAGACCAAAUAGUUAGUAUUCCAAUUGACAGACGAAAACUUAAAUACGAGGGAAAACAAGCCAUGGACACUAAAUGCAGUGCACGGAAAAUGCAUGAGUUUCUUUCAAACUUAAAAGGGAAGAAGAGAAGCAUAAUUGAAAAUUCAAUCUUCUCUGCUUACCUUGAUAUUCCUAGAUGCCCCAUUAAUCGCAAUCUGGCAGCUGCUCUUAUUGAAUGCUAUGAUGCUAAAAUGGAUGCAUUUAUUGUAGCAGGCCGUCCACUCAAGUUCUGUGGCAAAGAAAUUGAGAAAUGCAUCGGCCUCCGCUUUGAAGGGAAAAGGGUGGACAUGAAAUUUUUGGGAGCGCAGAUUUCUCCACAAAUUGUGCAGAGGUACUUUGAAAUAGUGAGUGGAAAUGAAAGAACCAAAAAGAAGUCAACAGGUGCCAGUAAGGAAAUGAAAGAUGGAGAAAUGAGAAGUUCCAUGAAAAAAUCUAGCUGUUUGCUUCUGCAAAAGCUAAACCUGAUGAGGGUUGAUGGAAAAGAUGAAGCUGAGGACUUCCUUCGCCUAUCCAUUGUAUACAUGUUCAAUGUCUAUUUCUUUCCAACCCAUUCUAAAUAUAUAUCUUGGUGGCCACUCAAGUUCCUAGAAAAUCUAAAUGAUUUCGACUCGUAUGCCUGGGGACGGGCAGUAUAUGACUAUUUACUCACAUCUCUGGAAAAAGCAGCACGCAAGCUGGCUGGCCAGGACAAAUUUUAUGCGAUCUUGAAUGGAUGUGUUCCAUUGUUGCAGACACUAGCAUCGGACCGAAUUAGCAAGUUGCAAGUCCUAGAUCUUUCGACAAAUCCAAAUCCCUCUGUGCUCUAUUAUAAUAUGGAUGGUAGGUCAUUCGAUGCAUUUCAAAAGGUGUUGGCCAAUCUGCAACCUGAUGAGAUCAAGGAAUGCAAAGAAUGUGAAGUUGUAGUAAAAAGUAGCAAGGCCAAGGUGAAGAGCACGGAAGGGCAGAAAAUGUCACGAGGAAGAAAAGAGAAGGAGACGGGGGCGAAAAAGAAAAGGUAGCAAAGCUAAACAAGGUUUUCCAAGUUCUCCUUUAGUCCCAAUAGAGUUUGUUAAGCAAUGAUGUGAAAAAUGGCGAAGCCCCACAGCCUAUAAACGCCCUUUCGGAAAAUCAAUUUAAGGGAGAAAGUGUUUAGAAAGGCAAAAGAUCAAGCAACGAGGUUAAUUCUGAAAGCAAAGGUGAUGAGAACUUAGUCCUCAGAGAUGCAGUGUUGAAUGUAACUGGUAUA
Molecule: messenger RNA, 2713 nt
Organism: Populus euphratica (Euphrates poplar)
Lineage: Eukaryota; Viridiplantae; Streptophyta; Magnoliopsida; Malpighiales; Salicaceae
Exons: 11
Coding region: 228-2486 (752 amino acids)
Biological process (GO): DNA repair; mitotic sister chromatid cohesion
Cellular component (GO): nucleus; chromatin
Source: RefSeq, a predicted model, not a curated record